AUGAGUGGCACAGAAGUGGCCUCAUACCUGGUAGCUCAGUAUGGCAAUCAACAGGCCUGGGACCUCACCCUCCACAUCUGGGAACAGAUGGCCCUAAAGACUCUAUGCACCCAGGCCCAGGCAGAGAAGGACUUGAAGUCAAAAAGCAUUACAGAAAGAUACCAGAACCAAGGAAGAGAGAAUCCUUGGCCCACACAGUCCUGGAAAAAUGAUUUUCUCCAAAAGUUCACAGAGUUGCUACUUCUACAAAAAUCUUACCCCAGACGCUUGAAUAGCUGGAUUCAAGAUGUAAAAGAAGAAAGAGGACGCCUGAUUAGGAUGCAAGACUUACUUGGCCCAAGCCCAGGUAGCCAAAAAGAACCUCAAGUAGUGAUAGUGGAGGGGGCUGCUGGAAUUGGGAAGUCAACACUGGCCAGGCAGGCGAGGAGAGCCUGGGAGGAAGGCCAGCUCUACAGGGAUCGCUUCCAGCACGUCUUCUACUUCAGCUGCAGAGAACUGGCCCAGUGCAAGAUGCUGAGUCUGGCUGAGCUCAUCGCAAAAGAUCAGCCUGCCCCUGUGGUUCCCAUGGGGCAGCUCCUGUCUCAGUCCAAGCAGCUGUUCUUCAUCCUGGAUGGUGUGGACGAGCCAGCAUGGGUCUUGAAAGAGCAGAAUCCUGAACUCUGUCUGCACUGGAGCCAGCCACAGCCGGUGCACACACUGCUAGGCAGUUUGCUGGGGAAAUCUGUCCUUCUUGAGGCUUUCUUGCUGCUCACAACUCAGACUGCAGUUCUAAAGAAGCUCAUUCCUUCUUUUGGGAAGUCUUGUUGGGUAGAAGUCCUGGGAUUCUCUGAGUCUGGUCGGAAGGAAUAUUUCCAUAAUUUUUUCACAGAUAAAAGCCAAGCAAUUAAAGCCUUUGGCUUGGUUGAAUCAAACCCAGCACUCUCGACUCUGUGCCUCAUGCCCUGGGUGUCCUGGCUGGUCUGCACUUGCCUGGCACUGCAGAUGGAGCAGGGUGGAGACCUCUUCAUGACCUCACAGACCACCACAGCCCUCUGCCUGCACUUCCUUUCCCAGGGUCUCUCAGCUCAGCCCCUGGUUACACAGCUCAGGGAGCUCUGUUCUCUGGCUGCCCAGGGGAUCUGUCAAAGACAGUCCCUGUUCAGUGCAGAAGAUCUUGAGCAACAGGGGCUAGAUAAAGCUACCAUCACCGCUUUCUUGAAGAUGGGUAUCCUUCAAAAGCAGCCCAGCUCUCAGAGCUACAGCUUUGUUCUGUGUUUCCAGGAGUUCUUUACAGCAAUGUUCUAUGUCUUGACGUAUGAGCACAGAAAGAAUACUCUUGAAAUCUUCAGAGUUGUAAGAAAUGUGCUAAUGCUAUAUAGAACAUGUGGCAUAUUUGAGGCACCAACAAUGCGCUUCCUAUUUGGUCUUUUGAGUCAACACGGUCAAAGAGAGAUGGAAAAGAUCUUUACCAGCUUGCCGGAUCUAGAGAAGAACCAGAACCUGAUAUGGAAAGUCCUAUCAACCAAGCAGCUGUAUUCUCUGGGGUUGCUCCACUGUCUGUUUGAGAUUCAGGAUGAGAAGUUCCUGAAACAGGUGGCACUUGAUUUCCAAGGAAGGUGUGUGUGUGUCAUGCAGGAUAUUCAGCACCCGGUCUUCCAGAAAAAUCUCAAGAACCUUGUGGUUCGGACAGACGUGGAGCUCCUGGUAGCUGCUUUCUGCAUUAAGUUCUGCAGCGAUGUGAAGAGGCUUCAGCUAAAUGGGGGUGGACAGAAGAGACAAGUGCUAAAGACCCCCAGAAUGGUUCUCUUCCGGUGGACCCCAAUCACAAAUGCCAGCUGGCAGAUUCUCUUCUCUACUGGUGGAAUCAUCAACAGCCUGGAGGAACUGGACUUAAGUGGAAAUCAGCUGAGCUGCUCGGCAUUGAAGAAUCUUUGUGAGAUCCUAAAAUACCCUGGCUGCCACCUGAAGACCUUGUGGUUGGUCGACUGUGGCCUCACAUCGAGCUGCAAGGACCUGGCCUCGGUGCUCGUGCUCGGUACCAGCCCCAGCCUGGAGGAACUAGAUUUGCAGCUGAAUGACCUAGGAAACCAUGGUGUAAAGCAGCUGUGUGAGGGGCUCAGGUAUUCUACUGGCCACCUCAGGUUCCUGAGGCUGGACCAGGCUUCUCUGAAUGACCCAGUGAUGAUGAAACUGAAGGCACUGGAGAAAGGCAGACCCCAGCUGGUCAUCUCCAGCACAUGGAAGCCGCAUGUAAAGACCCCUACUCAGGACCUGGAUGGAGGAGAAAUGGGUGAUAUUACCACCUCACUCAAGUACCUGAGACUACAGUCAGACAUGCUCAAGGAGCCUCUGUGGAGUGAAGACAACUUCUGGGGCUCCACAGGACCUGUAGCUACUGAGGUGAUUGACAAAGAAAAGAACCUCUAUCGAGUUAACUUGCCCAAGGCUGGCUCCUACCACUGGCCCAAUACGGGGCUCCACCUUGUGGUGACAAAGGCAGUGACUAUCGAGAUUGAGUUCUGUGCCUGGAGCCAGUUCCUGAAGAAGACUCCCAUACAGCAUGGAUACAUGGUGGCUGGGCCUCUGUUUGACAUCAAGGCUGAGCAAGGAGCUGUGACCACUGUGUAUCUUCCUCACUUUGUGGAUAUCCAAGAGGGACAGGUGGACACCUCCUUGUUCCAUGUGGCCCACUUUAAAGAGUAUGGGAUGAUCCUUGAGAAACCAGCCAGGGUGGAACAGUGUCACACAGUCUUGGAAAACCCCAGCUUCUCCCCAGUGGGAGUUCUACUCAGAAUUCUGCAUGCUGCCUGGCGCUUUGUCCCCAUCAUCUCCACCACAUUGCUCUACCAUCAUUUACAUCUUAAGGAAGUCACCUUCCACCUCUACCUGAUCCCCAAUGACUGCACCAUUCGAAAGGCCAUAGAUGAUGAAGAAAUGAGAUUCCAGUUUGUGCGAAUACACAAGCCUCCACCACUUGAAGCCCUUUACAUCGGCUCUCGCUAUACUGUGUCUGGUUCCAAGAAGCUGGAAAUUCUCCCCACGGAACUGGAGCUGUGCUACCGGAGUCCUGGAGAAUACCAGCUCUUCUCUGAGAUCUACGUUGGCCACAUGAAUUCAGGAAUCAAGCUGCAAAUGAGUGACAAGAAGGAUGGGAGUCUAGUAUGGGAGGUCUUGUUGAAACCAGGAGAUCUAAGACCUGCACCAACCCAGAACUCUCCAGCCCCCAAAGAUGCCCCUGUCUCGAUGCACUUCAUGGACCAGUAUCGGGAGCAGCUGAUAGCCCGAGUGACAUCAGUGGACCCUGUCUUGGACAAGCUUCUUGGUCAGGUGCUUAGUGAAGAGGCGUAUGAGAAGGUACGAGCUGAGACCACCAACCCAGACAAGAUGCGGAAGCUGUUUGAUUUCAGCCAAUCCUGGAACAGAGCCAGCAAAGACCAACUCUACCAAGCCCUGAAGGAAAUUCAUCCUCACCUGAUCAUCGAUCUCCUGGAGAAGUAGGACAGGGCUUUGGGGGAGCCUUAAAGCUCAGCACCUGAUGUCUGAACACUCACCUUCGA
Messenger RNA from Nannospalax galili (Upper Galilee mountains blind mole rat), 3536 nucleotides. Its product is annotated as NACHT, LRR and PYD domains-containing protein 1a-like. The transcript is spliced from 14 exons. Gene Ontology annotation, cellular component: canonical inflammasome complex. Lineage: Eukaryota; Metazoa; Chordata; Mammalia; Rodentia; Spalacidae. Gene Ontology annotation, molecular function: protein binding. Bases 1 to 3477 code for a protein of 1158 amino acids. The record is from RefSeq and is a predicted model, not a curated record. Gene Ontology annotation, biological process: innate immune response; inflammatory response; regulation of apoptotic process.